Molecule: messenger RNA, 897 nt
Organism: Topomyia yanbarensis
Lineage: Eukaryota; Metazoa; Arthropoda; Insecta; Diptera; Culicidae
Product: probable endochitinase
Exons: 2
Coding region: 40-816 (258 amino acids)
Cellular component (GO): extracellular region
Molecular function (GO): chitin binding
Source: RefSeq, a predicted model, not a curated record
GCCUGUUCAGUGUGUGUCGCAGUUCGCAGAUCAGAGAAAAUGUUCGCCAAAGUCAUUCUACUAGCGAUAGCCGUCCAGGUUUGCCUGGCAAGUUCCGAUGAGAUGCCCGGAUAUCCUCUAGCGAUGGCAUCGAUGUUCCAGCCUGCACCGACGGCAUUCUAUACAUGCGAUGGCACCAGUUCCGGCACUGGAUGCAAAAGCUGUACAGUUUCGCUACUCUGUGUUGGAGCUACGGAGGUUCCCACUGAUUGCGUUGCUACCUCACCGACCACGCCCAACUGUAAUAACGGUGCAUGCUCUGCCACUGCCGCCGAAGGAUGCGAAACUCAAGCUAAGCCUAUCACCUGUACCGGCGAGGGAGUAUACCCAGAUGCGAAAAACUGUGGAAUCUAUCACUACUGCAGUGCAUCAAGUAGCCCAUCGGAUAUAUACACAUGUGCUACGGGAUAUGUGUUCAAUGCAGCCACCGGAUUGUGUAAAAGAAAUGGUUCGGCGUCGGAUUGUGUGGUGAUCAAAUGUCCCGCCAGCAGCGGAUAUGGUAGUUACGGUAGCAGCAAGACCUACUACGGCUACUGCGUAUAUUCGGGCACUCCACCAGCUGUCACAGAUAUUUAUAUGUUCAAGUGCUCAACCGGCGCCACUUUCGAUGGUUCUACCUGCGUGUAUCAGUGCUCCAAGGAAGGAAAUUUCCCUAACACCAACGAUUCGAAAACCUACUACCAGUGUUACGUCGUAAGUGGAAAGUGGAAGGCAGAUCUAGUAUCCUGUCCGAGCGGUAAAAAGUUCGAUGCCACUAAACAAAUUUGUGUUGCCUAAAAGCAACUUUGAAAUAACUUUACGUAGUUGACGUUUAUAGAUACGGUUUAUCAGAAUAAACAAGCUCCAGUAUCACCACAA